AUGACCGAACAGUACAUGCAGAUUUUUAUUCAAGAACAAAUUCGAAAACUUAAAUCAUUUGAUGCUGCUCCUGGUGACGAUGUUAUUCAAUGGUUAUAUGAUACUGAAACUGUAUUUGAUAGCGUACAAUUACGACCAUCGAAUAAAUAUAUAGCAGUACAAUCGUAUUUAAUUGCUAUUGCUCAAGCUUAUCAACCAUCAUUUAAUCGAACAUUAUCAGUAGGUGAACAACCAUCAAUAACCGUACAACAUGUUAAUUCCUCAUCCGUAUCACCAAAAACAACCCCAGAUUCGUCCCCCACAUCUCAAGAUAAUUUUUCAGCAGUUAUUGAUCUAAACGGAUCAAAUUUAAAUGAAUCUUUUCCACCAUCCUCGAAAAUUGAAAAAUCUGCAACACCUGAACGAAUAACAAAUGAUGAUCAACAAUUAACUAUUGUCGUUUUGCCUGAACCCUCAUCGCUUCAUCAAUUCGUAAGUGAAAAUGUAACUGAAGAUUCAGCCGUUGAUAAUAUCCCAAAUACUUCCUCCUCGAUAAUUACAAGUACUCAAUCAACACGUUCAUCCACAGUAGCAAUUGAUAAUCCUAUUACAUGUGAAGAUGAAUUACAAGCACUACCUGACGAUGAAGCUAGUUCAUACUCGUCGAAUGAUUUUGGUGUAGUUCGUCAUCAACUUAAUUCUGUUAUGGAAUCAGUGAAAGUUAAUACUCAUGUUAAUGAUAGUAAUGCUAAUAUUGGUGCAUAUGUCUUUAAUGAUUCUAUUUGGUCAAAGGUAUUAGAAGAAUACCAGAUCCCAAAGAAUGAUAUUUACUUUACAUUCUCGAGCAAUCGUAUUAACAUUUCUAAUCGCUGUAUAUGGCCGGGGAGGGGUGUGGGUGUGGCUAUAUGUGAACUGCACAGUCACACCCACAUCCACUCUCUGUUGCUGUAUCUUUCUGAAUUAUUCUCAUUCAGUUAUCUUAUUUUUGUAUUUAGGCAAUUUUGCCUGUUUAGCAAAAUUCUGCAAAAUCUCAGAGAUGUAUGUGAAAGUUUCUUUGAUCAAUAAUGGUUAGUUACUUGUAGUGAUCACCCUCAAAAAAAAGGAUUCAACAUUUAACAACAAGUGCAAAAAAAGAAGUAUUCUGAAUACAUAAAUCCUCAAAUUGUUAAAAACUAUAAAAUAAUCUAUUGAUGACAGACAUGAAACUUCAAAAGUUCAAAAGCUUUGCUAGAAUCUUCGACUGACACCGGUGCCGAAACCCUAUGGAUAUCGUGUCAAACUCUUUCUAUUGUCUUUAAGUACUGAAGCAAACAUAAGACGUUUCGUAAAUUCAAUUGACGGCGACGACGAGAAACCUUUCUGCUAACGGGGUAGUAUCUCAUCGCCAAUUGGCAAAUAUACUAUGGCAAAAACAAAUAUGAAUUGGCGAAUUUCACACUGGAGAUUCGCCAGUUUGAAUCAAUUCAGUUGUAACUCAACUAUAGUACUUGAUAUUGUUACCGAUCAAACGGAAAUAGCUCAAGUGUAUAUAAGUACAACGACAAAAUAAAACGGUGUCGGUGUGGCUGUGUGUGGGCGUUGGUGUCUCUCCUAAUUAUCUACACCCACGCCAACCACACCCACACCCACACACCCACACCGACACCGUUUUAUUUUGUCGUUGUACUUAUAUACACUUGAGCUAUUUCCGUUUGAUCGGUAACAA
This is a messenger RNA of Rotaria socialis, 1684 nucleotides long. Lineage: Eukaryota; Metazoa; Rotifera; Eurotatoria; Philodinida; Philodinidae. The record is from the annotation of a GenBank genome assembly.